AUGACUAGAGGAAGACACAAGAAAAUGUUAAUGUUAAUUGUAAUCUACUUGGUGACAGUAUUUGCUGAACCUGACCCCUCAGACGAAUUAUACAGUCGAUUCCAAAAAAAUCAGGACGAAGACAAGUGCUAUGAUGACAAUGGAAGACCACAGAGGUGUAUACCACCUUUUGAGAAUGCAGCAUUUAAUGUACUUAUGGAAGCAACAAAUACAUGCGGUCAAGAUCGGCCAACAGAAUUUUGUAAACAGACCGGUGUCCAAAAGAAGUCUUGCGAAAUAUGUCGAUAUGGAGAUCAUUUGCCUUUGUUUCUUACUGAUCAUGAUAAUAAUGAUAAUGCAACUUCUUGGCAAUCAGAAACAAUGUUUGAAGGCAUCGAAUAUCCAAAUCAAGUUAAUCUCACGCUACAUUUAGGCAAGACGUUUGAUAUAACUUACGUUAGAGUACUUUUCGAGUCACCUCGUCCGGAAAGCUGGGGCAUUUACAAGAGGAAAAACGAAAAAUCAUCAUGGGAACCUUAUCAAUUCUAUUCUGCGACCUGUAGAGAUACUUACGACUUACCAGAUUUAAAAGAAACAGUACGGGGUGAUGAUACCAGGGUGUUGUGUACUUCUGAUUAUUCUGACAUAUCGCCUUUGACGAAGGGUACUGUCGCAUUCUCUACUUUAGAAGGUCGGCCUUCGGCCUACAACUUUGAAACUAAUCCAGCACUGCAGGAAUGGGUCCAAGCAACAGAUUUAAGAAUUACUCUGGAUAGAUUAAAUACCUUUGGUGAUGAAGUUUUUGGCGAUGAUCAUGUUUUAAAAUCCUACUACUAUGCAAUCGCUGACGUCGCCGUUGGAGCACGUUGCGCUUGCAAUGGCCACGCUGGAGAAUGUGUAAACAGUACCAGCGUAGAUGGAAAAACUCGCAGAGUAUGUAGAUGCGAGCAUAAUACUGCAGGUCCGGAUUGCAACGAGUGUUUGCCCUUUUAUAAUGAUGCACCGUGGGGGCGUGCCACUACUACAGAUGCACAUGAAUGUAAACCCUGCAACUGUAACGGUUAUUCGGAAAGAUGUUUCUUUGAUAAAGAAUUAUACAAAGCUACUGGUCAUGGAGGCCACUGCCUAGACUGUCGAGCUAAUCGCGAUGGUGCGAAUUGUGAACGUUGUCGAGAAAACUUUUAUCAGCGUCCAGAUGACAAUUAUUGUGUUGUUUGCAACUGCAAUGAAAUCGGUUCAAGAAGUUUACAAUGUAACAGUGAAGGAAAAUGUCAGUGCAAACCUGGUGUAACGGGUGAUAAAUGCGACCGCUGUGCAGCGAAUUAUUAUAACUUUGGUUCGUACGGUUGUACUUCUUGUGAAUGUAAUGUAGCCGGUUCACUUACAAAUGCACCAAGCUGUGAUCCUGUUAGUGGUGUUUGUAUCUGUAAAGAAAAUGUUGAAGGAAAACGAUGUCGAGUGUGUAAACCAGGAUUUUUCAAUCUUGCGAUGGAUAACAAGUUUGGUUGUACACCAUGUUUCUGUUAUGGGCAUUCCUCCGUGUGCAGACCGGCAACUGGUUAUUCUAAAGUAGUAAUCGAAAGUAUGUUUGUGAGAGCAGCUGAGCGAUGGACAGCUAACGUAGCUGGUAACCCGAUACCACUUCAUUACGAUCCUCUUACUCAAACGAUAUCUGCCACAGCACUGGAUCGAGACAACGUUUAUUUUGUUGCACCUGACAGGUUUCUUGGUGAUCAACGAGCGUCUUAUAAUCAAGACUUGUCGUUUACAUUAAGAAUUGGAGAAACUGGUCCUGCAGCCACUAUUCGCGAUAUAAUACUUGAGGGAGGAAAUGGAGAACAAAUUACACAACCGAUUUUUGGACAAAAUAAUCGUUUACCUUCAGUAACACCACAUGAGUACCGUUUCAAAUUACACGAACACUCUGAUUAUGGUUGGGAACCUCGUCUUCUUUCUCGAGCAUUUAUGUCUAUUUUAUCAAAUUUAACAGCUAUCAAAAUUCGUGGCACCUAUACCCAUCGAGGUAGAGGGUUUUUAGAUGACGUCAAAUUGGAGACAGCCCUUCGUGGUGCGGCAGGUGAAACCGCUGAUUGGGUAGAACAUUGCCAAUGUCCUCAUGGCUAUGUAGGGCAAUUUUGUGAAUCUUGUGCACCUGGAUUUCAUCACGAUCCACCAAAUGGUGGUCCUUUUGCCCUUUGUGUACCUUGUAAUUGUAAUAGUCACGCAGAUAUUUGUGAAGCUGAAACUGGACAGUGUAUUUGUGAACAUAAUACAGCUGGUAGUAAUUGCGAAUUGUGUAGACGUGGAUAUUAUGGUCAUCCUUUAAAAGGUACUCCUGAUGAUUGUAAACCAUGUCCAUGCCCUGAUCAUGGACCUUGUAUAUUACUUGGUAAUAAUCCAGAUCCAAUUUGCUCUGAAUGUCCGCUAGGUAGAACAGGACCUAGCUGUGACAUCUGCUCAGAUGGGUAUUUUGGAAAUCCUAAAAAGGGUAUAGCUUGCAGACCUUGUGAUUGUAACAACAAUAUCGAUUUAAAUGCUGUAAGAAAUUGCAAUCACGAAACUGGUGAAUGUUUGAAGUGUGUAAAUAACACAGCUGGUUUUCAUUGUGAAGAAUGUCUUUCAGGAUAUUAUGGAGACGCGUUGUCUGAUCGUAAAGAAGACGGGUGUAAGCUAUGUCAAUGUUAUCCACCAGGUACAGUUGAACUCUAUGAUGGUAGAGUGGCACCUUGUGAACAAUUAACAGGACAUUGUACUUGUAAGCCACAUGUGAUCGGACGAAAUUGCGACAAAUGUGAAGAAGGAUAUUAUCAUAUACUGAGUGGAGAGGGAUGUGCGCCCUGUAAUUGUGAUCCUGAAGGAUCUUAUAAUCGUACUUGCAAUCCUGUUACUGGUCAAUGUGAAUGUCGACCUGGCAUUACUGGUCAACAUUGUGAUGCAUGUGUUUCUCAUCAAUAUGGAUUCAGCAGAGAAGGAUGUAAAUCUUGUGACUGUGAUAGUAUCGGUUCUCAAGACCUGCAAUGUGAUGCUAAUGGGCAGUGUCCAUGUCUCCCUAAUGUGGAAGGAAGACGUUGUGAUCGUUGUAAAGAAAACAAACAUAAUAGACAAAAUGGUUGCGUUGACUGUCCUGAUUGUUAUAAUCUUGUUCAAGCUGCAGCUAAUAGUCAUAGAGAACGUUUAACAGAACUUGAAAAUACACUCAAAAAGAUCAACAGUAGUCCAACAGUUAUAAAAGAUUCGGAUUUUGAAAAAGAAUUGAGAAAUAUUCAGGAUAAAGUAAAGAAUCUUUUACAAAUUGCAAAACAGGGAUCUGGAAAUGAAAAUAAGACAUUAAUGGAACAACUUGAUGAAUUACGUGACCAGUUAAAUGAAAUUGGUGAAAUCUCUCAAACCGCAAAUUUGACUGCUUCUAGCGCAAGUAAAACUACUUUUGAAGGUCUUAUGAAUAUCAUCGAAGCAGAAAGUGUGCUUGAUAAGAUACACACCCAAUUAACAGAUGCAGAAGAUUAUUUAGCUACAGACGGAGCAACCGCAUUAUCAAAAGCAAAAUCACGUGCAGAACAAGUUGGUCAACAAAAUAAACAAAUGACUUCAAUCGCACAAGAGGCGCGUUUAUUAGCUGAUUCAAAUGUUAAUGAAGCAAAAAAAAUCCAUGCAUUGGCGGAACAAGCUCGAAAUACAACAAUAGAAGCUUAUACUCUUGCAAAAACAGCUAUAGCAAAAUACUCUAACAUGUCUGAUGAUAUCAGAGGAUUGGAAAAUAAGUUGGAGUCAUUAGAGCAUCGUAUGAACGAGGUGAAAAAUUUUACCAGCAUAGCAGCCACUAAAUCAUCUGCUGUUUCACAAGAAGCAUUAGAUCUACUGAUUCUUGAUUUAGCUCUUCCACCUGUUAAUAUUGAGCAAUUAAGAAACCAAGUUGAAGACGUGAAUAAUGAAGGGUUACGAUUGAAAGAACAAGCACAAUUACUGUUAAAUCAAAAUGAAGAUUUUAUAAAUGAAAUAGUAGAUAAAGUAAAAAAAAGUGAAGAAUUAAUAGAACGAGCACAGGAUCAACAAGCAGCUACUGCUGAACUUUUAGCUGAAUUAGACAAAGCAAAUGAGAAAGCAGAUGAUGCUGUAAAACGAGGGGAUCAAACUUUAAAAGAAGCCCUGGAAACAUUGCAAAAAUUAAGUGAGUUUCAUGCUGAAGUAGAACGUGAACGCAUUAAAGCCCAAGAAGCUUUAGAGGACAUAAAAAAUAUUCAAAAAAUAACUAUGAAUGCCGAAGAGCGAGUUUUACAAGUUGAGAAAGUAUUGAAUGGUUCUGAAAACAUUGCCGAAUAUGCUCGUAAGAUAGCACAAAAUGCUCAGACAUAUGCAGAAGAAGCUAGUGCAAAAGCGAACGCUAUUAGAACUGAAGCAAAUAAAACUAAAAUAGAAGCACUUCGUGUAGGAAACGAAGCUGAAAAAUUACAUCAAAGAGUUGACAUUACAGAUUCCAUGAUGAAAAAAUAUGAAAAUCAAAGCAAUCAAGAUACGAAUAUUACAACUGAAGUAAAUCAUAAAGUUGGUUUAGCUAAGAUUAAUGUAACGGUAGCAUCACAGCAAGUUGAUAAAGCAUUAGCUGAAGUAGAUGAAAUAAUAAAAGAACUUGAAAAUCUACCGGAAAUUGAUGGUGCUGACUUAAACCGAUUAGAAGAACGCUUAGUUGCAGCUGAAAAACAAAUUGCAGCUGCAAAUCUAGAUCAAAGAAUUCGUGCUUUAACGGAUGCCAAAAAUUUGCAGACACAACGGGUAAAAAAUUAUGAAGAUGAAGUCAGUAGAUUAAGAAUUGAAGUUGAAAAUAUUGAUGAUAUAAGAAAAGUUUUACCUAUCAUUUGUCAUAAACGUCUACGACUCGAACCAUAA
Molecule: messenger RNA, 4863 nt
Organism: Eufriesea mexicana
Lineage: Eukaryota; Metazoa; Arthropoda; Insecta; Hymenoptera; Apidae
Gene: LanB2
Product: laminin subunit gamma-1
Exons: 25
Coding region: 1-4863 (1620 amino acids)
Biological process (GO): tissue development; animal organ morphogenesis; axon guidance
Cellular component (GO): basement membrane
Source: RefSeq, a predicted model, not a curated record